ACGAAAGCCGAUGGAGAGCUUGAAAAAAAAGCGCGGCUCACACAAAUGGAAUACGUUUCGGCACUCAAAUAUAUGCGACCAAGAUCACCGGACUGGCGACCUGUGGUGAUGAGUGCAUCAAUACACAAGCCUGAAACCAUCGAAAAUGUUUCGAAAAUGUUAGACAAAUUUUGGGAUACAGCCGUUAAAACAGGACUACUGAUGGAACGUCGUAACGAACAGCUAACCAAAUGGAUGUGGACUCAUGUUCAGGAUGAAAUAAUGGCCGUCUUCAGAAGGCAUCCUCAAGUUCUCCGAAAGGCGCCGCUAUUAGAAAGCGAUGUGACGAACGGCAAAAUAACGCCUGGUUGGGCAGCAGAAACUUUAUUGCGUGUAUUUUUUGGCUUGUAG
Messenger RNA from Anisakis simplex (herring worm), 390 nucleotides. The record is from the annotation of a GenBank genome assembly. Lineage: Eukaryota; Metazoa; Nematoda; Chromadorea; Rhabditida; Anisakidae.